GUGGGCGGAGCGGUCCGUAGUGCUGCGCGGAGCCCGGGACGCGGAGCCAUGAGGCUGUCUCCGCGGACUCUGUGCGCCGCCGGGCGGGCGGCCUGGCGGGAGAGCUUCCCUCUGGAAGGUCGCGACGUGGCGCGCUGGUUUCCGGGCCACAUGGCAAAGGGGCUGAAGAAGAUGCAGAGCAGCCUGAGGCUGGUGGACUGCACCAUCGAGGUGCAUGACGCCCGGAUCCCACUUUCAGGCCGAAACCCUCUGUUUCAGGAAACCCUUGGGCUUAAGCCUCACUUGCUUGUCCUCAACAAAAUGGACCUUGCAGAUCUGAAGGAGCAGCAGAAAAUUAUACAACACUUAGAAAGAGAAGGCCUAAAACAUGUUGUUUUUACCAACUGUGUGAAGGAUGAAAAUGUCAAGCAGAUCAUCCCGAUGGUCACGGAGCUGGUUGGGAGCAGCCACCGCUAUCACCGAGGAGAGCACGUGGAGUACUGCAUCAUGGUGAUCGGGGUCCCCAACGUGGGCAAGUCCUCACUUAUCAACUCCCUGCGGAGGCAGCACCUCAGGAAAGGAAAAGCCACCAGGGUGGGUGGCGAGCCUGGGAUCACCAGAGCUGUGAUGUCCAGGAUUCAGGUGUGUGAGCGGCCGCUGAUGUUCCUGCUCGACACCCCCGGGGUGCUGGCUCCUCGGAUUCCAAGCGUGGAGACAGGCCUGAAGCUGGCCCUGUGCGGAACCGUACUAGACCACCUCGUGGGCGAGGAGACCCUGGCUGACUACCUUCUCUACACUCUCAACAGGCACCAGCUCUUGGGGUACGUGCAGCACUACGGCCUGGGCGAGGCCUGUGAUGACAUCGCCAGCGUGCUAAAGCGGGUGGCGGUGAAGCUGAGGAAGACCCAGAAGGUGAAGGUGCUGACAGGCACAGGGGACGUGAACAUCAUCCAGCCCGACUACCCUGCAGCUGCCCGAGACUUCCUGCGGGCCUUCCGCAGCGGGCUGCUGGGCCCUGUGAUGCUGGACCGCGACCUCCUGCAGGGCCGCCCCGCAGAGGAGCCGUGAACUGGUCUGGCGGGAGGGCCUGGCCCCUGCCCUCGGCUCCGCGGCUGGGGUUGGACUCCCAGAGUCCCCACGCUGGUCACCACACUGGGUCUCUGUUCCAGGAAGGAGGCCGAGCCCUCCUGCCCCACAGCCAGCCCCUGGUCCCAAGGGACAGGCCUGGGUGCGGAUGUCAGGGCGGUGGGCGUCCCGUGUGCCUGGCCCGGGGAGGGGACACUCACUCAUGUUGUGUCUCUCAGCUCCUCUCCUAAGGAGAAGCUGGUGUUUUCUCAGAAGGAGUUGAAACCAUCAUCUGUAAUUUUAAGAUUUUAAAUUAAAAGUCCCGUCUCUGA
This is a messenger RNA of Cervus elaphus (red deer), 1376 nucleotides long. It is a transcript of the gene MTG1, whose product is annotated as mitochondrial ribosome associated GTPase 1. The coding region runs from base 49 to 1047 and encodes 332 amino acids. Gene Ontology annotation, molecular function: GTP binding; GTPase activity. The record is from RefSeq and is a predicted model, not a curated record. The transcript is spliced from 11 exons. Gene Ontology annotation, cellular component: mitochondrion. NCBI's taxonomy places the organism in Eukaryota, Metazoa, Chordata, Mammalia, Artiodactyla, Cervidae.